AUGCAUGAUCCCCGCCACAAGCUCGAUAGCUCCCAGAACGCGAAGCGCAAAGAUAUUGAUAAUUAUCGGGAUGAAUACACCUUCCUACAUGAGCAGCGUCCCGGGCAACCGUACAACUUCAUAGUCAGGGUGCACCAGCACGCGCAUGCCCUGGAUUUGGAUGCCGAUGAAGUAGAACGCGAUGCAGACGAGGGCGGACCAGGAGAAGACAGUGACCAUACCUGA
This is a messenger RNA of Penicillium argentinense, 225 nucleotides long. RefSeq lists its product as uncharacterized. The record is from RefSeq and is a predicted model, not a curated record. The transcript has a single exon. Lineage: Eukaryota; Fungi; Ascomycota; Eurotiomycetes; Eurotiales; Aspergillaceae. The coding region runs from base 1 to 225 and encodes 74 amino acids.